UCACUUCCAGCGGACCCGGAAGCGCCCCCGACGGGCCGCUGCAGGUAGGAAGUCGUGGUGGGGCUGCUGCGCUCAGCUCAAACCCUUGCGGACCGUGGGCCCGGGCCCGGCCGGCCGGGGCUGCGGAAGCCCCGGCGAGCGAGGAGCCGGAGCGGCCGCUGAGACGGGGCGGGCGAGGCCUGGAAGUGCGCUCCUAUUGUGCUGGCGUCGCCCCGCCUCUCGGGUAGGACCCGCCCCCGCCCUCGGUGCUGGGACCCGGGGUCGCUCUGCCAGGCUGCCCCGUCGCCCCGCUUCGGUCUCGGAAGCUGGGAGGAGCGGCUAUGCGGCCUCGGGGACAACAUCAUCUGCCAGCGUCUUCGUGACCCUCUACGGGGCUGUCCAAACGCUGACGUGGAACGUGACCAGUUCUGAAUCCUCAUGGAGAAGUUUGGGAUGAAUUUCGGGGGUGGCCCGAGCAGGAGGGACCUGCUGGAGAUCAUUGAGAGCCAGAAGCAGCAGCUCAGCCAGUACCAGACAAGGCUCAAGGAUGUGGUCCGCGCCUAUAAAAGCCUCCUGAAAGAGAAAGAGGCUCUGGAGGCCAGCAUCAAGGUGCUGUCGGUAUCCCACGAGGCGGACGUGGGCCUCGCAGGUGUCCAGCCUCCAGGCCACACCUCUCCGGACUGCGUGGAUGACCGAUGCUCCACGCACAGCGAGGAUAGCACUGGGACCGCCACCAGCUUGGAUACCACGGCCAGUCUCGCUAGCACCAAGGGUGAGCUUGGGGCAGAAGAUGACAGACUGGCCCGUGGACCGCCACCUCCAAAGUCCGAAGAGGCUAGUGGGUCAGAGAGCGGUGUCAGCAGCAGCAGCGGGGAUGGACAGUCUGCGGGUGGGGAGGUGGACAAACGACUGCACCAGCUGAAGACUCAGUUGGCCACUUUGACUAGCUCUUUGGCCACGGUCACCCAGGAGAAGUCCCGCAUGGAAGCUUCUUACCUGGCUGACAAGAAGAAGAUGAAACAGGACUUAGAGGAUGCCAGCAAAAAGGCAGAGGAGGAGAGGGAGCGUCUGGAGGGAGAAUUGAAGGAGCUGCAGGAGCAGAUAGCAGAAACCAAAGCCCGCCUUAUCACACAACAGCACGAUCGGGCCCAAGAGCAGAGCAACCAUGCCUUGAUGCUGCGUGAGCUCCAGAAGCUGCUGCAGGAGGAGAGAACCCAGCGCCAAGACUUGGAGCUUCGGUUAGAAGAGGCCCGAGAAGCCCUGGCUGGGCGGGCAUAUGCUGCUGGUCAGGUGGAAGGGUUUGAACUGCAGGCUAAACAGCUGACCCGGGAGGUGGAGGAGCUCAAAGGUGAGCUGCAGGCUCUUCGAGAUGAGAAGAAUCGGCCAGACCCCCGGCUGCAGGAGCUUCAGGAAGAGGCCGCCUGCCUUAAGAGCCAUUUCCAGGCCCAGUUGCAGCAGGAAAUGAGGAAGACAGCCCUUGCAGAGGAUCAACUACGCCAGCAAUCUCAGCUGGAGGAGCAGAGGGUGGCAGCCCUGGAGAACCAAAUAUCCGAGGUGUCGGAGCUGCUGGGCACCUAUGAGAAAGCCAAGCAGAAGGACCAGCUGGCCAUCCAGAAGCUGAAGGAGCGCAUUCUGCAGCUGGACCUGGAGAACAAGACGCUGGCUCUUGCAGUCUCUAGCCGGUCCCCUCUAGACAGCCAUGCAGAAGAGUCCAGUCUGGAUGUCAAUGUCCUGAAGGACAAGAUGGAGAAGCUGAAGAGGCUACUGCAGGUGGCGGCCAGGAAAAGCCAGGUGACUUUGGAUGUAGAGAAGCUCUGCAACCUGGAGAUAAUGCCCAGCUCUGAGGCUGCCGAUGGGGAGAAGGCUACUGCGCUCUACUACCAGCAGGAGCUGAAACAGCUGAAGGAAGAGUUUGAGAGGUACAAGAUGAGGGCCCAGGUCGUCCUCAAGAGCAAGACCACCAAAGACGGUAACCUGGCCAAGGAGCUGGAGGAAUCCCAGGAGCAGCUUGCAGAGCUGAAGGAGAAGUAUAUCUCCCUGCGGCUGUCCUGUGAGGAGCUCGAGCGCCAGCACCAGCAGGAGGCCGAGGACUGGAAGCAGGAGCUGGCCCGGCUGCAGCAUCACCACCGGCAAGAGCUGGAGCGGAGCCAGCUGGACUUCAGGGACCGCACGCUGAAACUGGAGGAGGAGCUGCACAAGCAGCGGGACCGUGCCCUGGCUGUGCUGGCCGAGAAGGACUUGGAGCUGGAGCAGCUGAGGUCUGUGGCUUUGUCUUCUGUGCUGCCAGGACGCAGAAGCCCCGUAGGUGGCGGGGAUCCUGAGGACCCGGCUGACGUAGCUUCCCCUGAUAACCUGACCCAAGCACUUCAACUCGCUGCGGCCAACGAGCCCACUUUCUUCCUGUACGCUGAGCAGUUGGCCCGCAAGGAGGUGGAGAUCACAUUCCUGAGGAAGCAGAAACACAGGCUGGAGGUGGAGGUGCAUCAGCUGCAGGAGCGGCUGCUGGAGGAGGGGGAGCGGCACCGAGAGGAGGUUGGAGUCCUGCAGAGCCGCAUUGAGAAGAACACCAGGGACCAGAGUCGGGAGGGAGCCAAUCUGGAGUACCUCAAAAACAUCAUUUACCGCUUCCUGACCUUGCCUGACAGCCUGGGCCGCCAGCAGACACUCACAGCCAUCCUGACUAUCUUGCAUUUCAGUCCAGAGGAGAAACAAGUGAUAAUGCACCUCCCACCCAGUGGUGGCUGGUGGCCUUCAGGCAAGAGAUGACGUCAUCUUCACGGACUCCUAAAAUUUCCAUGCCUCUUACGUGAGAAGAGACAGGCUCUGGUUUCUACACCCGCUUCUCUUACCUUAUCAUUUUUUUCUUCAGUGUUGAACUUGGAGGAGUCUUCAAAGUGGGGUGGGGUAUUCUGCCAAAUGCCAUUAAUGCUGCUUAUCCAUGGGCCCUAGAGAUACUGGAGUGUUGACAACAUCUUCUGGUGGUGGUGUGUGUGUGUGAGGAGGAGAGGGGGGGAAAGGUUAAGAUUGAGAGGUACAAAAGUUGGGGAAAUGGUAGGAAAAUAUUGGAAAAUAAGACUUUUUUUGUUUUGACAUUGUUCUCCUAGCGCAGAGCUAGGAGUAAAUGUGACUCCAAAGGGAGUUCAGGCAAUUUCUAAACACACACAGGACCGGCUAUUUUCUCCAUCAUCACAAUCUGAGCCUGGUCCACUGCUGCCCCAAUUAUCUGGGGACAUAAAUCCAGGCUGGAGAGGGGCCAUGAAGUUUGAAAUCGUGACAGGUGUCCACUAGGCCAAGGAAUAGUUCAUCCUGGAACUGGGAGGCUUGGUCUAGUUGGGGCUGGGUACAAUCUAAUCCGUCUGCACAAAACACACUUUUGAUCACCCUAGAGGAAACCCUGAGCACCAGUUUGAUCUUAGGGAUUUCCUGAGUGACCUGCUUUCGGCCUGGGUAGGAUUAUAAUAGACCUUUCACACUUGUCCCUCCCUUAACCAGCCUGCCUAUGGUUGACCUGCGAUUUGUGAGUAAAUGCUAUCUUUUCUUCAAUGUUGAACUUGCAUGAAGAAAAAAAUCUGCCCAUCCAGUGUGGCUCAGUGGUUUUGCUUUGACCCAUGAGCCAGGAGGUCUCAGUUCAAUUCCUGGCCAGGGCACUUGCCUGGAUUUUGGGUUCAAUCCCCAGU
Messenger RNA from Myotis myotis, 3656 nucleotides. It is a transcript of the gene GCC1, whose product is annotated as GRIP and coiled-coil domain containing 1. The record is from RefSeq and is a predicted model, not a curated record. The transcript has 2 exons. Gene Ontology annotation, cellular component: Golgi apparatus. The coding region runs from base 418 to 2745 and encodes 775 amino acids. Lineage: Eukaryota; Metazoa; Chordata; Mammalia; Chiroptera; Vespertilionidae.